Falco peregrinus (peregrine falcon) is the source of this 1889-nucleotide messenger RNA. RefSeq names its product UTP15 small subunit processome component (gene UTP15). The coding region runs from base 212 to 1756 and encodes 514 amino acids. The transcript has 12 exons. NCBI's taxonomy places the organism in Eukaryota, Metazoa, Chordata, Aves, Falconiformes, Falconidae. Gene Ontology annotation, cellular component: nucleolus. The record is from RefSeq and is a predicted model, not a curated record. Gene Ontology annotation, biological process: rRNA processing; positive regulation of transcription by RNA polymerase I. Gene Ontology annotation, molecular function: protein binding.
UUGGCUCUCUGCGCGGCUGGCGUGGGGCUCGCCAUAGCGGCGCAGGCGGCGGGGUGCGGCAGGGCCCUCGUUCCUGGCGGCGCCCACACCGAGCUCCUCCUGGAGGGGCACCCGCCGGGCCAGGCCGGGGUGUAACGCGGCGGCCGCCGCUGCCUGAGGAGGAGCUGCGCAGGCUUUCGCCCCGCCCGGCGCCACCCGCUCCUCCGCAGCCAUGGCCACGUACAAGCCGGUGGCGGUCCCGGCUGUCCCCAGGCUCGGGGAGCGGAUCACGCAGGACACGGUGUACUGGCGGGGCUACAAGACACCUGUUCAGAUAAAGGAGUUUGGUGCGAUAAAUAAGAUUGACUUCUCCCCAGUUCCUCCAUAUAACUAUGCUGUCACAGCCUCCUCAAGGAUCCACAUUUACGGUCGUUAUUCUCAGGAGCCAAUGAAAACAUUUUCUCGCUUCAAAGACGCUGCUUAUUGUGCCACGUAUAGAGAUGAUGGCAAUCUGCUUGUUGCUGGCAGCGAGGAAGGUAGCAUUCACCUCUUUGACGUUAGUGGAAGAGCACCACUGAGACAGUUUGAUGGUCACACUAAACCUGUUCAUGUAGUGGGCUUCCUGUCUGAUAAAUACCGAAUAUUUUCUGGUGGUGAUGAUUAUGCAUCAUAUCUGUGGGAUAUUCCAAGUGGUACAGACAUCGUCUCUUACAGUGAACACACUGACUAUGUGAGAUGCGGCUGUGCAAGUAAAGUGAACGCAGAUGUCUUUAUAACAGGUUCCUAUGAUCACACUGUGAAACUGUUUGAUGCACGAACAAAAAGUAGUGUCAUGACAAUAGAACAUGGUCAGCCUGUGGAGAGUGUGCUUCUGUUUCCUUCUGGUGGGCUUCUAGUAUCUGCAGGAGGUCGAUACGUCAAAGUUUGGGAUGUGCUAAAAGGCGGACAGUUGCUAGUUUCACUUAAAAAUCACCAUAAAACUGUAACUUGUUUAUGCCUUACCAGCUCUGGGCAAAGGUUAUUGUCAGGGUCCCUGGACAGGCAUGUGAAGAUUUACAGUACUACUUCCUACAAAGUAGUCCACAGCUUUAACUAUGCAACAUCUAUCCUCAGUCUUGCAUUGUCGCCUGAAGAUGAAACCAUAGUUGUGGGUAUGACCAAUGGGGUACUAAAUGUUAAACACAGAAAACCUGAAGAGAGGAAAGAAAAGUCUCAAAAGAAAAGACAACCAGCAUAUAGAACCUAUGUGAAAGGAAGAAGUUACAUGCCAAAACAGGAAGAUUUUUGUGUCAGUAAACCUGUAAAACGUGUUUUGAGGAAAUAUGACAAGCUGCUGAAGAGCUUUCAGUCUUCCAAGGCCCUUGAUGCAGUACUGGAGCCACCCAUCAGGCUUUAUACUCCUGAAGUUACUGUUGCAGUCAUGCAGGAGCUGCAUCGCAGAGGAACACUGAGGAGUGCGCUUGCAGGCCGAGAUGAGAAGCAAAUUAAUCUCCUUCUUACCUUUGUGGCAAGGCGUGUGAUUGAGCCUAGAUUUACUUCUGUACUGGUGACUGUUGCAGAUAUGAUCACUGACAUUUAUCAGCCUGUGGUUGGGCAGUCAGCGAUUGUUGAUAGACAAUUCUUGAAACUUCAGGAAGCCAUAGGAAAAGAGAUUGACUAUCAAGAAGAACUACUAGAAGUUUUGGGAAUGAUGGAUACACUGUUUGCUACUUUUACUCAGAAAAGAGCUACUUAUCUAGAAGAGAACAAAAGUAAUGGUCUUGACAGAGGUUAUUGAAACAAGUAGGAGUAAUUGACUGACAACCAUCACAACAAAUUAUCACAAAAAUAAAGCGGACUUGAAAUAUGUAACUUGUUCUCCUGGUAAUUUUUUAUGAUAGCGACUUAGAAAAUAAACUACUUGUGUUGAA